This is a messenger RNA of Hansenula anomala, 1156 nucleotides long. RefSeq lists its product as uncharacterized. The record is from RefSeq and is a predicted model, not a curated record. The coding region runs from base 1 to 972 and encodes 323 amino acids. The transcript has a single exon. NCBI's taxonomy places the organism in Eukaryota, Fungi, Ascomycota, Saccharomycetes, Phaffomycetales, Wickerhamomycetaceae.
AUGGUCAGUCCAACGUGGGAAACAUUAAAGGAUUUCUGUCCUCCAAAACCAAAAUACCUACCACAAGACUAUCCAGAUUUAACAGGCAAGGUUGCUUUAGUUACAGGCUCAAACACUGGAGUUGGAUAUGAAAGUGCAAAAGCAUUGUUGAAACAAAAUGCUACUGUUUUAUUUGUGAAUAGAAAUAUGGAAAAAACAAAAGGUGCCAUUGAACGUAUCAAAAAGGAAUUGGCUAAUGUGGAAAGUUUAGAUGAAAAAAUUCAUUUAAUUAACGCAGAUUUAGGUGAUUUAUCAAGUAUCAAACCAGCUGUUGAUCAAAUUAUCAAGUCCAAAAUUGAUAAAAUUCACUACACCAUCCUGAAUGCAGGUGUUAUGUCUCCACCUAAUGGCUCUAAAACAAAGCAAGGUUAUGAAUUGCAAAUUGGUACAAAUGUUCUUGGUCAUCAUUUAUUACAAGAACUGUUAACACCAUUAGUCUUGAAUGCAGUUACACCAGACUUCAAUCCAAGGGUCGUUUGGCUAACGUCUUCUGCCCAUUUAUACUCUUAUCCAAAAGGUGGUAUUAAUUGGGAUAGUUUCCAUGAUGCUAGUAAUUCAGGUUCAAUGAUGUCUUAUGGACAAUCUAAAACAGGUAACAUUUAUCAAGCUUAUAUCUAUGGAAAAUUACACAAGGAUGAUGGUAUUAUAAGUGUCGCUGUUCAUCCUGGCUAUUUAAAUUCUGAAUUACAAAGGUCAUAUGGCUCACUGCAACAAUAUAUUUUGAAGAAAUUUCUCUACCCAGCAGUUUAUGGAUCCUAUACUGAAUUAUAUGGAGCUCUAAGCUCAGAUGUUACGUUAGAAAAUAAUGGAAGAUAUAUUGGUCCUUGGGGUGAAUUCAGAGAGCUCAGGGAUGAUAUUCAAAAAGGUUUAAGUGAUGGAACUGCUCAGAAGUUUUGGGAUUGGGCAUCAAAAGAGGUUGAGCCAUACCUGUGAAGAGUUUGCCAAAUCCGAAUUGAUAGUACGAUAAAAUCUUCAGAUUGAUUUGAGUACGUAUUAUGUUGAAAUUAUGAUGACGUCUUAGUUAGGAAAUUACCCAAUUAUAUACACAUAUAUGAUAAUAUGAUGCCGGAAGUUUAAACUACAAAGUCAUUUAGGCUCAGUACUAACUUUCAAAGUU